This is a messenger RNA of Dermacentor silvarum, 738 nucleotides long. RefSeq lists its product as uncharacterized. The record is from RefSeq and is a predicted model, not a curated record. The transcript has 4 exons. The coding region runs from base 1 to 738 and encodes 245 amino acids. NCBI's taxonomy places the organism in Eukaryota, Metazoa, Arthropoda, Arachnida, Ixodida, Ixodidae.
AUGGCGGAAAGCGAACUGGCACCACCUGCAGCAAAAAAGGCUAGGUCGGGGCGUCAUGCGUCUGCUUUCCAAAAGGAAGAAUUAGUAGCCUUCUUGGAGAGGCAUCCCGACCUAGCCAGGCCGAGCAGCGAAUUGUCCGGGUGUUUCACGGGCCAUGAACGCGAAAAAUUGUGGGCCCAGCUGGCGGAGCUUCUGAACGAACGUGGCCCCGCAAAGAAGAGUACGACAAAGUGGCGGCGUUAUUGGUCCGAGCUUGUCGCACAAAUCAAGCGGGAUGCAGCCGUUGUGUCGGAAGCUGCCACUUUUGCCCCCCAUUUCAGUGGCACAGGUGGUGGCAAGCUACCAGGGCUCGGAGGGAGGAUUCUUUCAUUGAUUGGCCGUGAAUGUGCCGUGGGCUUGGGGCCUUCACUGGUGCUAAAAGACCCCACACCGGUGAGUGCGGUACUGCUGCCCCCCACAAACACAAUGCCAAAAGGCUUGCAGGCACUGCCUAAGGCUGGCACUCUGCAGGUCAUUGCGGAAGACCAGAAGAGGCUGGCCGAGGCAGUGGAGGGUCUGCGGGCUGACACAGCACAGCAAAACAUUCUGCUGCUGGAGGCACUGAACCGCCUGGUGGCAGUAGGCGAGUGCCAGGCACGUGCUCUAGAGAGUGUGGCAGAGGUACAGAGGGCUGCUCUGCAACAGCAGUAUCAGUGCCCUCGCUGCUCUCCAGUCGAGCCCCCAGAAGACACCUUAUAA